This is a messenger RNA of Moneuplotes crassus, 1279 nucleotides long. The record is from the annotation of a GenBank genome assembly. Lineage: Eukaryota; Ciliophora; Spirotrichea; Euplotida; Euplotidae.
CUUAUACUGAGGGAUGAUCUUAUGAUGCUUAAUAUUAUAUAUAUUAAGCUUUGUGACUACAUAUUGUCAUCAAAAACUUAAAGAGAGGUUUUUAAAGCCACAACAAAGAAGAGGAAAUCACAAUAUGCCCCUCAUCAACAAAGAGAUUAGGAUAAAAGAGCAAAAAAUUGAGGAAGAAAAGCCGAUCAUAACUAUCCAUCCCACUGAAGCUAAAUCUGAUAUACAAAAUAGUUUUCCAAGGAACCCAUCUUCUUUCUGAAAGAGAAAUAAGGAGUUCCCAGCUGUAAAGUCUAAUUCCUUAAAGGAUGAGCCUGCAGUGCCACUGAAAAGGAUACCUAGCUUGGAAGAUGUCAACCACAAGAUGAUGACUAAGGUGUUAGGCAAUCUGUCACAAAAGGAUUAUGAACGGGUGUGGCAAGGCUGGGCUAAAAAUUCACACCUCGGCCAAUCUUUUGACGAGCAGCUCAAUCUUUCCUUAGUGAAGGUUAGUAACAGAGAUGAAGGAUGUAACUCAUUAAAGUCUCUUAAUGCAAAGAGAGGGGCUUAUGAACCUGGUGAAGAGUUCUUCUCUGAUGAUGAAGAACCUAGUCAAAGGAACCAUGAUGAAGAAGAUAGAAAGAGGGUUCUCAAGUUCAUCCAAAGUUAUGAAAAUAGGUUUUCAAGUUUGUGAUUAUGGCUAGGCCACUCUAUAUGAGGACUUAUUCCCAUAAUGUUAUCUGCAAAUGGUUAUCUGAGCAUCUUCAUUGCAGUACCACUAAAUAGCCUCUUUAUGAGUUUCAUGUUCUCAAAAUUCAUAUAUUAUCAAGGAUGUAGAUUUAUGAGAAGAGAAGGAAUUAAUCUGGAAGAUCUCCUAGAGUCAGAUACACAGGAUCCAUCAAAGCUUAGAUCCAAAUCUUUGAAAUCCAGAAAACAGAACUCCUUUCCAAUUCAAAAGGAUCUUGAUCUUUUAGGAAGAAAGUCAAUGUCAAGACCUCUCCAGAAUGGUGAUUACUUCCUAUUAGAAGAGGAAGAUGUAGUCAUAGUGUCAAAGAAUAAAAACUGGUCUGUCUUAAAGCAAGUAUUUACCCUCAUAUAUAGUUGGAUAUAUACUGGAGAUUAUCGUGAAGUAGUCAAAACGUACAUCAUAAACUGCACAACGAGGUUCACUAUUGGACUAAUCUUAGUCCUAUUGUACUGUCUAGCCACUCCUUUCUUACUGAUUAUCUACGAACUCGAGUUGGAACUGAAUCAUUAAGGCAAAAUAGGGGUCUAAAUCUCGGCAUAAAAUCCUUCAAUCCUC